ACUUUGAAGUUGUUUCGCUGCCGCAAAGAUGAAAGCGUUGUAGAUUAAGAAUGUUACAGUAUUAUCUUUAAAAGAAACGCGUAAUCUUGAUAUAAGUCUCUACUGUUCUUACAACUUUUCAAAGGAGGAAUAUUCCGGGUGAAAUAAUAUCUCCGUGUGGGGUAUCAAGCGACGUUCAUGUAACAACAUUGAUUCAAAGCACAGGAUGGAUUUAUUUUUUUUUAUGUAUUUUUUUUAAUAAGAGGGCAUGUCCUUGUUGUGAAUGGCAAAAGUCAUGGCUUACUGGUUCCCACCUAUUUGGGGAACCUGUUUGUUGGUUCCACUGAUUCUCAGUCACUUUACUCAUGCUCAAGAUUUGAAGCCCACCAGAUGGCCUCUUUACCCUCACAAGCCUUUGGUUCUCAUCUGGAAUGCCCCGACAGAAGACUGCAGACCUCGCCACAAUGUCCAUUUCGAACUCGAUCAGUUUCAGAUUGUAGCCUCACCCAAUGAGGGUUUUACCAAACAGAACCUCACAAUAUUUUACAAAGACCGCCUGGGUCGGUAUCCAUACUUUGAGGCAGAUGAAACAGCCAUCAAUGGUGGACUUCCACAAACCGCCAGCAUCACACACCACCAGCAGAAGAUGCCAGAAGGGAUCAGGAAAUACAUUCGCGACUCAUCUGCACAAGGUUUAGCUGUUAUAGACUGGGAAGAAUGGCGCCCGUUAUGGGUACGAAACUGGGACACAAAAGAUGUUUACAGGAGACAUUCGCUGGUUUUAGUGGCCCAAAAAAACCCAAACUGGACAACUGAACAGAUAAAGAAAGUAUCCCAACAGGAAUUUGAGAUCUCUUGCCGCAAAUUCAUGCUAGAGACAUUACGUCUGGCCAAAAGCUUGCGUCCCAACCAGCUGUGGGGCUUCUACCUCUUUCCUGACUGCUAUAACCAUGAUUACCGCAACAGCUUGGAGAACUACACGGGCCGUUGCCCGGAUGUUGAGGUAGCCAGGAAUGACCAUCUUAAAUGGCUUUGGACUGAAAGCACAGCCCUUUUUCCUUCAAUAUACAUGGCCUCAGUGUUGCGUUCGACAUCUUCUGGGCGCCAGUUUGUCCGUAACAGGGUGAAGGAGGGAAUGAGAUUGGCAUCGGUUGGAGAGGGACCGGCACGCCCUGUUUUUGUCUAUACGCGUCCCUCUUAUGCUAAUGAGCUGGAAUUGCUGACUGAGACAGAUUUGGUUUCCACCAUUGGAGAAAGUGUGGCCCUGGGUGCAGCUGGUAUUAUACUCUGGGGUGAUGCCAGUUAUGCCAGUAGCAAUGCGAGCUGUUUCAGUCUGACCCAAUACUGGGGUCCUCUGGGUCGGUACCUCGUCAACGUCUCCACAGCAGCCGAGCAGUGCAGUCGCUUCCUGUGCGGUUCCCACGGUCGAUGUCUGCGCAGACACUCGGACACAGACACAUAUCUCCACCUAGACCCGCAGACGCACACUAUAGUGGGUCAGGGGAGCGGACUGCAUGUGAAAGGAGAGCUGAGCACAGAAGAACAGAGACAAAUGAGCGAGGACUUUCAGUGCCAGUGUUUUAUGGGGUAUAAGGGUGAGAGAUGCUAUCUUGAAGACCCUCUUCACCAGAAAGGAGCGGCACAUGCACUUAAAGCAUUGUGGCUUUAUAUUCUCACACUAUUGCUGCUUCAUUUAUUGGCCUGAGCGGUUUAUAUUAAUUUGGUUAUAUUUAUAUUUAGGGAUAGUUCACUGACAAUUUAAAUUCUGUCAUCAUUUACUCACCCUCUUGUCAUUCCAAACCUGUAUACAUUUUUUUUUUCUACUGCAGAACUCAAAAUAAGAUUUUAUCUUCGAGCUGCUCUUUUCUAUGCAAUAUAAGCAUAUUUUGAACCAAGGCUCUAAAAAAGGACAAAAAGCAAACAAUUAGCACAAUAAAAUAAUGAAAAAGUAGUCCAUUUGACUUGUGCGCUAUAUUCCUAGUCUUCUGAAGACAUAUGAGAAUGCUUUGUGUCAGCAUUCAGUUAUUCAUUAAAUAAAUUAUAAAAAAAGUUUUUUUGUGAUAAUUUAUCAUUUUAUUUUAAUGUACAUUUUUAUAGUAAAAUUUACAAUUACAUUUUUAACAUUUCAUUAACAAAUACUAAUUUAUUCUCAUGUGUACUGCCAAAUUUGCCACGUUAAUACGCGUCACGUCAUGUGAAACUGGCGUCAGUGUUUCAUCAACAACAUGAAAUACAAAGUUUGAAUGGUCACGAUAUGUUUGAAAAUGAGCAGCAUGAGCCAUCUGUCAAAACUUAUUUUGUGUUCCACUAAAGGAAAAAAAGUCAUACGGUUUUGUAAUGACAUGAGGGUGAGUAAAUGAUGACAUAAUAUUCUUUUUUUGGGGGUAAACUGUUCCUUUAAUGGACACCCCAUGCACACCGCGACAGACACUUUAACGUUCUUUUGUUUUUACUUCCGAAAUAGUCAGUAAGCUUCAAAUGCUGUUUGUAAGAAGACUUUCUCCAAGGUUGAAAUCAUGUGAGUGAGCUGAUAUUGCAUAGAAUAAACACAGGAAACUCUGAUACCUCUGAGUUUAAAUAAGCACUUUUGUUUGUUGUCACACAUAUUUCUCCACUCAGACUAUUUGAACCAUAUACGCAUGUUGUGCAACAGGAAAAUCACUCAUAAAUAAAAGUAUUUCGAUUUUUUGUUGCAUGUUCACAUGUGAGCCACACUUAAGCACUGGACUGUGAGAGUAUUAUUUACUUUUAUAGUUUCAGAUGUUAACACUUUUGUGACUAUAAUGAACUAUUGUCUUAAUUGUGAUACACAUUGGAAUGAUUUCAGCAGUUUCCUGUAUGUUAUCGCUUUUAAUAAAAAAAAG
Messenger RNA from Xyrauchen texanus (razorback sucker), 2843 nucleotides. RefSeq names its product hyaluronidase 2a (gene hyal2a). The record is from RefSeq and is a predicted model, not a curated record. NCBI's taxonomy places the organism in Eukaryota, Metazoa, Chordata, Actinopteri, Cypriniformes, Catostomidae. Gene Ontology annotation, molecular function: hyaluronoglucuronidase activity; hyalurononglucosaminidase activity. Gene Ontology annotation, biological process: hyaluronan catabolic process; carbohydrate metabolic process.